UUUAUUCUUUAGUAUCUUGGUGUGUGUUAUGUGAUAGUNGAGAGGUUUUGGAUUGAAAGCUCUGAUUGAUGUUGGCAGGAUAAUUAAAUUUGAAAGAAUUAUAUGCCAUAACUCCAGAAUUUUGAUGAUAAUGUAUUAACUUUUCUGAUAUCUAUUCCAUUCAGUUUCCUCUUAUAAAAAAUGUUCAUAUCUUUACAACGUUUGGGCAACUUUUCUGAACGCAGCCUCAGGCUUACUAAUCUACAGGGCCGGCCCUGAUAAUGGCAGCCAUGAUCGACACAUCAAUAUUCCACAGACGAAUAUCAACGUUUAGAUUCAAUAAUUCCAACUACCUGCACAAUUAUAAUCUUGUUUGUUGCCGAUAUCGAGGUUUCUAUGGGAAAUCCAGUCUUUUACAAAACUACACGACAUCCUUCCAUUGGCAACCUAGAAACUUGAAGCAUAGAGGUUUCAUAUUGAACAAUCAUCGGGACUGGAAGUUUGCCAAAAUCUAUGCCAACAGUCCUCGGGAACACGACACCGACUCGACCAAUACAACUGAAACGAGUGGGCCCGAAAGCCCCAAAAAACAGGCCACAGGUUCGGGUUCAGGCCGGAGAGAAAAACAGGGGAAGGACAACUGGUGGAACAAUAGUAGUAGUAAAUGGAAGUGGCAACCAAUUGUUCAAGCCCAAGAGAUGGGUGUCUUACUCAUACAAUUAGGGAUUGUGAUGUUUGUGAUGAGAUUACUUAGGCCCGGGAUUCCGCUUCCGGGCUCGGAGCCAAGGGCCCCUACCACAUUUGUCAGUGUUCCUUAUAGUGAGUUUUUGAGUAAGAUCAAUAGUAAUCAAGUGCAGAAAGUGGAAGUUGAUGGUGUACACAUUAUGUUUAAAUUGAGGAGUGAGGCUCGAAGCCUGGAGAGUGUUUCUGGUGAAGUCAGUAGUAAGUUGAUGGAAUCAGAUUCUCUGUUGAGAAGUGUGCCCCCCACUAAGAGAGUAGUAUAUGCCACAACCAGGCCAAUUGAUUUUAGGACACCAUAUGAAAAGAUGUUAGAGAAUGAUGUUGAGUUUGGGUCUCCGGAUAAGCGGUCAGGAGGGUUCUUGAAUUCUGCAUUGAUAGCUUUAUUCUAUGUUGCGGUGCUAGCGGGUCUUCUUCAUCGGUUCCCUCUGAGUUUCUCUCUGAAUACACCAGGACAGCUUAGGAACCGCAAGUCUGGUAAUUCUGGAAGACCUACAGUUCCCGAACAAGGGGAAAAUAUUACCUUUGAUGAUGUUGCUGGAGUUGACGAGGCUAAGGAAGAGCUGGAAGAUAUUGUGGAAUUUCUGAGGAACCCAGAUAGAUAUGUAAAACUUGGUGCACGCCCUCCGAGAGGAGUUUUAUUGGUGGGGCUCCCAGGAACAGGUAAGACAUUGUUAGCCAAAGCCGUUGCCGGCGAGGCUGAUGUUCCUUUCAUUAGCUGUUCUGCUAGUGAAUUUGUAGAACUGUAUGUUGGUAUGGGCGCAUCUCGUGUUAGAGACCUUUUUGCACGGGCAAAGAAGGAGGCUCCCUCCAUCAUAUUCAUAGAUGAGAUAGAUGCUGUGGCCAAGAGCCGCGAUGGUAAGUUACGUGUUGUGAGUAAUGACGAGCGGGAACAGACCUUGAAUCAGCUUCUCACUGAAAUGGAUGGAUUUGAUAGUAAUUCAGCUGUGAUAGUCCUUGGAGCAACUAAUAGAGCAGAUGUUUUAGAUCCCGCCCUCCGUCGACCGGGUAGAUUUGACCGAGUUGUCAUGGUUGAAACACCUGAUCGUAUUGGGAGAGGAGCCAUUUUAGAAGUACAUGUGUCCAAGAAAGAACUUCCUCUAGGCAAGGAUGUUGACUUAGGUGAUAUUGCCUCAAUGACGACAGGCUUUACUGGGGCAGAUCUUGCAAAUUUGGUAAACGAAGCCGCCUUAUUGGCUGGGCGGAGUAAUAAAUCUGUGGUGGAGAAAAUCGACUUCAUUCAAGCAGUGGAGCGGUCAAUAGCGGGUAUUGAAAAGAAGACGGCCAAGUUACAGGGCAGUGAGAAAGCUGUUGUUGCGCGACAUGAAGCUGGUCAUGCAGUUGUGGGAACUGCAGUUGCAAAUCUUCUUUCUGGACAACCUCGGGUUGAGAAGCUGAGCAUACUGCCUAGAUCCGGAGGAGCUCUUGGAUUUACUUAUACGCCCCCGACCAACGAAGAUAGGUAUUUGCUCUUCGUGGACGAGCUUCGCGGGCGUCUUGUCACGCUUCUCGGUGGCCGAGCAGCUGAAGAGUUUAUAUAUUCAGGACGUGUAUCGACAGGUGCUCUUGACGACAUAAGACGAGCAACAGAUAUGGCUUACAAAGCCGUGGCCGAAUAUGGUCUUAAUGAAACCAUAGGCCCAGUCUCGUUGGCAACUCUCUCUGGUGGUGGAAUGGGCGAGUCCGGGGGAUCUUCUCUUUGGGGGAGGGACCAAGGACACCUUGUUGAUCUUGUUCAGCAAGAGGUUAAGGCCCUGUUGCAAUCGGCACUUGAUGUAGCGCUCUCUGUAGUUCGUGCAAACCCUGCCGUCUUGGAAGGUCUUGGGGCCCACUUGGAAGAAAGAGAGAAAGUAGAAGGGGAAGAGCUUCAAGAAUGGCUGAAAUCGGUGGUUGCGCCAGCCGAGCUCUCGUUUUUCAUCAGUGGAAAGAAAGGAUCUCUUCUCCCUCUGCAGUCCGGAUCUUGAUGUCCUGCAGAUUCUUGCUGAAGCCAUUAGCUGAAAGACUGAGAUGUGGGAGUGGGGAUUUCAUUAUCUUCCCCAAACAUUACUGUAGUCCCUGCAUUUUCCGCCAAAGUGCGUGUAAAUAGAGAGAUACAAGAUUGUUACAGUCGAGGCAGUCACCUUAGAAUAAACUUUUAACUAAAGCUGGUUUGCAGCAGUCUAUGCGGGACGUGCAUGUUCGAAUAUUUAGAGAAAUCGUCUCAAUAGGCGCAGUCUCUGUGUUGCUGUAAAUGCAGGAAUUGGUUUGUAAAUUGUAACUGAAUUGAGGUAUGGUCAAGUAUACUGUCAUAUUUGGUACUUCUACAAGGGAGAUGUUAUUAAGGAGUUGGUUUCUCUGCUGUUCAUUUAUCUGGUAGUAUAAAAGGAAUGAUUUUGUAAAAAAAUAAAUAAAAAUGAACGGACCAAAAAGUCAUUAUUG
This is a messenger RNA of Striga asiatica, 3135 nucleotides long. The record is from the annotation of a GenBank genome assembly. Lineage: Eukaryota; Viridiplantae; Streptophyta; Magnoliopsida; Lamiales; Orobanchaceae.